Balaenoptera ricei (Rice's whale) is the source of this 2922-nucleotide messenger RNA. It is a transcript of the gene LRRC42, whose product is annotated as leucine rich repeat containing 42. The record is from RefSeq and is a predicted model, not a curated record. Gene Ontology annotation, molecular function: protein binding. The transcript has 8 exons. Bases 288 to 1574 code for a protein of 428 amino acids. NCBI's taxonomy places the organism in Eukaryota, Metazoa, Chordata, Mammalia, Artiodactyla, Balaenopteridae.
GGGUCCGGCCCCGCCUCCAAGCGCGACCCCGCCCCUCAUGCCGGGUAUCGCGCAAGCGCGCCUCCCCUGCCCAGUCUUCCCCCCGCCCCCGCCAGCCCCGCGGUCCCAAGGCGCAGGUUGCCCCCAGCCCCCUCCCUUCUCCCGCACACUCUCUGUCCCACCCUCCCUAGCUUUGUGCCGGGGGCGCGGAGCCGCUUCCCCCCUCAGCCGCGCCGCGGGAGGAGGGAGUCGUCAGCGAGGAGCUGCCGCUGGCUGCCCCAGGCAGGGGCACAGUUGCAACCGAGGCAAUGUCUUACUACCUCAACUCAGAAAACCACCUGGACCCAGGGCCCGUCUACGUGCGAGAAAAUGGGCAACUGCACAUGGUCAGUCUGGCCUUGGAUGGUGUCAGGAGUAGCCUGCAGAAACCAAGGCCUUUCAGACUGUUUCCCAAAGGCUUUUCGGUGGAGCUUUGCAUGAACAGGGAAGAUGAUACUGCACAGAAAGAGAAGACUGAUCAUUUCAUCUUCACAUACACCCGGGAGGGGAAUCUUCGGUACUCUGCCAAAUCCCUCUUCAGCCUCGUCCUGGGCUUCAUCUCUGACAAUGUUGAUCACAUUGAUUCCCUUAUUGGCUUUCCUGAGCAGAUUGCUGAAAAGCUGUUCUCUGCUGCUGAAGCCAGACAGAAAUUCACAGAGCCAGGUGCAGGGCUGAGGGCUUUACAGAAAUUUACAGAGGCCUAUGGAAGUCUGGUGCUUUGCUCCUUGUGUUUGCGAAACAGAUAUCUGGUGAUUUCAGAAAAACUCGAGGAGAUUAAGUCUUUCCGGGAGCUGACCUGCCUGGAUCUAUCCUGUUGCAAGCUUGGAGAUGAGCAUGAACUUCUAGAACAUCUCACCAAUGAGGCCCUGUCUAGUGUAACUCAACUCCACCUGAAGGAUAAUUGUUUAUCUGAUGCUGGGGUGCGGAAAAUGACGGCACCAGUUCGAGUGAUGAAAAGAGGCCUUGAAAAUCUAACAUUAUUAGAUUUAUCUUGUAACCCUGAGAUCACAGAUGCAGGGAUUGGAUACCUCUUUUCUUUUAGAAAACUAAACUGCUUAGAUAUCUCUGGGACGGGACUCAAGGACGUCAAAGCUGUCAAACACAAGCUUCAGACCCACAUAGGUCUCGUUCACUCCAAAGUGCCUUUGAAGGAAUUUGAUCACAGUAACUGCAAGACAGAGGGCUGGGCUGACCAGAUUGUUCUGCAGUGGGAGCGUGUGACUUCGGAAGCUGUGAAGCCACGAGAAACCUCGGAGCCUGGAACAGCAGCUCAGCAUUUCUAUGGGAAGCGGGCUCGAACAGAAGCCCCAGUGAAGUGUCACCUGGCAGAUGCCCACAUGAAUUCUUCUGAGAAACUCCAGUUCUAUAAAGAGAAAGCCCCAGAUUGCCAUGGACCACUGUUGAAACACGAAACCCUCUCAAGCCAGGAGUCAAAGAAGAGCAAGAAGAGAGCUUUUGAGGAGCCAGAGAAGGAACAGAGCAACUCUUCACAGUCUUCAAAGCAGAAAUAUGUGUGUCUUGCUGUGGAAGACUGGGACUUGUUAAAUUCCUAUUGAUUGGCAGAUAUAAGUUGACCUUUUUUCCCUCCAACUCUAAUGUACGAGGAAAGGGGGCUGAUGAUGUUUUCCUUUUUGUUUGAAUUUACCUAUGGCAUUAGCAUAGCAAGCGGAUAUUUCUACUUUUGUGGUGGGGGAGGGGAAUGCUAUGGAAGUAUGUAAUAAUUUCUAAUGUAUAUUUUCAAUACAUAAUAAUUUUUUCAAAUAAACGUUUUUGCUGUCCUUAGGUUCUCCUUGUGAAAAAUAGACUGGAGCCACAGGAAGUAACACUUUGGUUUGGGACGAAGGCCAUGUGAACUAACAAGGCAGCUUAGCGUCAUUUGUUACUACUCCAGUUUGGCCCAGCCUCAAGUUAAGUGAGUUGUUUAAGGUCUGGAGCUUAUAAGAACCAGAAUUUAUAUUUCUUUCUGUCCAGUUGUAAAGCCCACUCUAUUACAUUGCCUUCUUACAUAAUAGUUACCAUUCAUUAAAAUCUCAAAUAUUAGGUCUAUUAAGUAAACCACCAAGAAUCUUCACAAUAGUCCUGCCAAGUAAGGAUUAUCACCUCCAUUUAUCAGAUGAAGAACCUGAGACCAAUGACUCACCUUAGACCAGUGCUUCUCAAGCUUUAUUGUGCAUGCAGAUCACCUGGGGAUUUUUUUGGCCACGCUUCGUGGUUUGUGGGAUCUUAGUUCCCCAACCAGGGAUCGAACCCACGCCCACUUCAUUGGAAGUGAGGAGUCUUAGCCACUGGACCUCCAGGGAAGUCCCCUGGGGAUCUUUUUGAACUGUAGAUUCUGAUUCAGUAGAUCUGGAGUUGGGCUUGACAUUGAACAUUUCUAACAGGUUUCCAGAUGAUGCUAGUGCUUCUAAUUUGUGGGCUGCACUUGGAGUAGCAAGACUCUAGACCUUCAUUGUCCAGUACCGUGGCCCCUACUCACAUGUGUCCCCUGAACACAUGAAAUGUGGCUAGUCCAAAUUGAGAUGUGCUGUAAAAUGCAUACUGGAUAUCAGAUGUCAGAGUCCAAAAGUAUGAAUGAAAAAAAUCUCCAUUUUUAAGUAUUGAUUACAUGUUAAAAUGGUAAUUUGGGGGUUAAAAUAUUAAUUUCAUCUGUUUUUGUUUUUCUGAUGUGGCUACUACAAUAUUUACAUGGCUUGCAUUCGUGAUUUGCCUUAUAUUUCUGUUGAACAGUGCUGCUCUAGACCAUAUUCCAGCCAUAAAAGGUGAGCUUAAAGCAAGACUUACUGGCAAGUAAAAGGAAGGGAGAGAAUGCCUCGAGGAAUUAAGAAUAUCGGUGUGAUAGAUUUGACAUCUGGAAAUGCUCUGGAGUUUAACCAAGAUUUUAAUAAAAGUAGAUCUUGGAUCUGA